This is a messenger RNA of Talaromyces proteolyticus, 3438 nucleotides long. RefSeq names its product copper-translocating P-type ATPase. Gene Ontology annotation, molecular function: metal ion binding; ATP binding; ATP hydrolysis activity. Gene Ontology annotation, cellular component: membrane. Lineage: Eukaryota; Fungi; Ascomycota; Eurotiomycetes; Eurotiales; Trichocomaceae. Bases 1 to 3438 code for a protein of 1145 amino acids. Gene Ontology annotation, biological process: monoatomic cation transport. The record is from RefSeq and is a predicted model, not a curated record. The transcript has 2 exons.
AUGGACUCUCCGCGUGAUAACGAAGGAUGUGUGCCACGCCAUGCUGAUUGCUGCUAUGAUAGCAAUGAGGCAAGCCAGGGUAGUGAUUGUGAGCCUCCAAAAGCUUCAGGAGCCGACAGCUGCAAGGAUUCUCGCUGCUGCCAACCCUCUCCGAAGACGAGAGAAAGCGACUGCUGCAACAGCAACCUGAAGAGACUUGACAGGUGCAUACCAACUGGAAUCCUCCCUACUGCUUGCCGCAAUGCUUGCUGCGGUGGACCAAACAAGGCGAUACAGGACACUUUUAGUUGUGGAACGAACGAGGUCAAAGUCGACGAUGGCUGCUAUACUCAUGAGCAGGACUGGGAGGGAAACCAUCCGUCUGCCGCAGAGGAACUGAAUGCAGAAGGUCCAGAAAAUCCCAGCUGCUGUGAGGGUAAGACGUAUCCCUGCUGCGAUGUGUCCUGUCUCGAUCGCAUUGCGCUCCGCGAAUGCGAUAAAGGAAAAAGGGUAUCGCGGUCUAUCGAAUCGCCCCAAGCUGCUGCAUAUUCGCCACUGAGCUCCUCUUGCCCGGGGGUUGAAGAAGGGAAACCAUGCGAACAACACAGUCGUAGCACCCGUAUGAAAUAUGCGGCUACCUUGGAAGCUCUCGGUUGUGUCUGCCGCGCUUUGCUGGCUCUUGGGCAAGAGUCUUGCUGUAGACCCCAAAGACGCUCGUCUUUUGAUAAGAAGCGUUUUCAUAAGAGAUCUUACCAGUCCACUCCUCGUGCUUCCCUCGAUCCUUGCUGCGCUGCUGGGAGCUUUGCUACGGAAACGCCGCCGCCGUCAGAGGGGUGCUAUCGCAACACCAGUCCAAAGGCAAGCGGAGGUGCCUGCUUAAACGACUGCUGCAGUAAAUUCAUGACGUCUACGGUUCCCGAAUCGGUAGCCUAUGCUACUAAAGAAAAGCCCAUGGGUUUCUCUGAGAACAAGGAGAGUCUUACUGACGUGACUUAUACUCUUGACGUUGAGAAAGGCAUCACAGGCAACGAGCAUGUUAUUCUGAGCAUCACUGGAAUGACCUGUACUGGGUGCGAGACGAAGCUAAAACGAACUCUAGCCACGUUAAAGUCGAUCAAGAACCUUAAGACUAGUUUGGUGCUUUCCCGCGCUGAAUUCGAUCUUGACGUUAAUGCUGGGUCCCUGGUUGAAGUCAUAAAGCAUUUAGAAAGAACCACGGAGUUUAAGUGUGAAAGGAUCCUAGAUCGAGGAUCCAGCGUGAACAUCACUGUACCCGUCGAUUCAUCUGACUUUGUGAAGCAAGACUGGCCACGUGGUGUCACAGAUCUAACAGUUGUCGAUAAGAACACCGUCCAUGUCGCUUUCGAUGCUAAGAUCAUUGGAGGGCGAGAACUUGUUGAAAGGGGAUGGAGCACUCCUGUCAACCUUGCUGCUCCUCGAGCGGACCUAACCCUGGAAGCUGGCAGCAAGCACGUUCGUUACGUUGGGUACAUGACCCUGUUGUCCAUAGCUCUAACAAUUCCAGUGCUGGUAUUGGCUUGGGCUCCACUUCCGAAGAGGGAAAUCGCAUAUGGUUCUGCAUCGCUAGGGCUGGCGACUAUUGUCCAGGUCUUCAUUGCAGGGCCAUUCUACCCAAAGGCUUUGAAGAGCUUGGUAUUUUCUCGGAUGAUCGAGAUGGAUCUCCUCAUCAUGUUAAGUACCAGUGCUGCUUUCAUAUUCUCUGUUGUAUCGUUCGGGUAUCUUGUUGCAGAUCAGCCACUGCCAACAGGCGAGUUCUUUGAAACGAGCACUUUACUUGUCACCCUGAUUAUGGUCGGUCGGUAUGUCGCUGCGUUGGCUCGUCAAAAAGCUGUUGAGUCCAUCUCCAUUCGUUCCCUACAGACACCGACUGCUAUUAUCGUUGACGAGUCUGGCGCCCAGGAGAAGGAAAUUGACGUUAGACUUCUUCAGUACGGCGACAUCUUUAAGGUUGCUCCAGACUCAAAGAUACCAACCGACGGUACUGUUAUCAUGGGAUCUUCCGAGGUCAACGAGUCCAUGAUUACCGGAGAGGCAAGCCCAGUCGAGAAAUCAGCUACGUCUGCAGUCAUUGCAGGAUCAAUAAACGGUUCUGGGACAUUAACUGUUAGGCUGACACGUCUCCCUGGUGAUAACACUAUCUCCAUGAUUUCAGGGAUGGUUGAUGAAGCAAAAUUGUCAAAGCCAAAGAUACAAGAUAUUGCUGACCGUGUUGCGAGCUACUUUGUGCCAACUGUGGUUGCUGUGACCAUCGUCACGCUUGUUGUUUGGAUUGCUAUUGGUGUUGCAGUGCGGAAACAAUCUGGGGCUGAAGCAACUACCCAGGCAAUCACGUAUGGCAUCACCGUACUUAUCGUCUCGUGCCCUUGUGCCAUCGGUCUUGCAGUCCCCAUGGUUAUUGUUAUUGCCAGCGGUGUUGCUGCCGAACGAGGCGUGAUAUUUAAAUCUGCAGACAGUAUCGAGGUUGCGUGCAAGGCUUCUCAUGUCGUCUUUGACAAGACUGGUACGCUCACCCAAGGGAAACUCACUGUCGCCGUGGAGGAGUAUAUAGACGGCAAUAUGAGCUCCACUAUGCCCCUUCUGCUCAGCUUAAUUAUUAGUAAUAAGCACCCUGUCUCUGCUGCUGUGGCUACGCAUCUUAAAGCAAAGGGCAUUUCGACCUCUAUCAUAUCUGAUCCAAAGAUUUUGACUGGGAAAGGUGUAAAAGGCUCUGUGUCAGGUAUGGUUCUCCAGGCAGGAAAUUCCCGUUGGCUCAAUGUCUCUUCCGAUCCGCAUGUCAAGCCUAUCCUUGCACGAGGAUAUACAGCCUUUUGCUUCACAAUCAACGACUGUCUUGUUGCUAUCUUUGGCCUGGAAGACUCACUCCGUACUGACGCUCUCCAUACUGUCACCAAACUGCGUGAACGUGGUCUUUCCGUUCAUGUCAUCUCAGGGGAUGAUCAUGGCGCCGUCAUAUCUGUUGCAACUCUGCUGGGUAUCCCCGAUACUAAUGUCCGUUCCCGAUGUACCCCAGCAGACAAACAAGCAUAUAUUCAAGGCCUCCUUGCCGUCCCAGACCCCCGAAUCUCUACAAAGAAUCCCAAGACACCCGUUGUCGUCUUCUGCGGUGACGGGACCAAUGAUGCAAUCGCUCUAGCUCAAGCCACAAUCGGCGUCCAUAUGAACGAAGGAACAGAUGUUGCAAAGUCUGCGGCUGAUGUUGUUCUUAUACGUCCUAACCUUACCGGUAUACUUUCCAUGAUAGCUGUAAGCGAAAUCACGAUGAACAGAAUCAAGUUCAAUUUCGGAUGGAGUUUUGUCUACAAUGUCUUUGCCAUUUUGCUUGGUGCUGGUGCUUUUGUGAAUGCUAGGAUUCCACCUGAAUUUGCGGGCCUCGGGGAGUUAGUGAGUGUUGUGCCUGUCAUCGCUGCUGCCGUGCUUUUGCGGUGGUCCACGAUCUAG